CGCUGGACGCCGCCGCCGCCGCCGUGGGGCUGUCCCGCGAGCGCGCCCUGGACUACUACGGGCUGUACGACGACCGCGGGCGCCCCUACGGCUACCCGGCCGUGUGCGAGGAGGACCUGAUGCCCGAGGACGACCAGCGCGCCACUCGGAACCUGUUCAUCGGGAACCUGGACCACAGCGUGUCCGAGGUGGAGCUGCGCCGGGCCUUCGAGAAGUACGGCAUCAUCGAGGAGGUGGUGAUCAAGCGGCCCGCGCGAGGGCAGGGGGGCGCCUACGCCUUCCUCAAGUUCCAGAACCUGGACAUGGCCCACAGAGCCAAGGUGGCCAUGUCGGGCCGGGUGAUCGGCAGAAACCCCAUCAAGAUAGGCUACGGCAAGGCCAACCCCACGACCCGCCUCUGGGUGGGCGGCCUGGGACCCAACACCUCGCUGGCAGCGCUGGCCCGGGAGUUCGAUCGCUUUGGAAGCAUCCGGACCAUUGACCACGUCAAAGGAGAUAGCUUUGCCUACAUCCAGUACGAGAGCUUGGACGCCGCCCAGGCCGCCUGCGCGAAGAUGAGGGGCUUCCCUCUGGGGGGUCCAGACCGCAGGCUGCGGGUGGAUUUUGCCAAAGCAGAAGAGACUCGGUACCCGCAGCAGUACCAGCCCUCGCCGCUCCCGGUGCACUACGAGCUGCUCACGGACGGAUACACGCGGCACCGGACCCUGGAUGCGGACCUGCGGGUGCGAGAUCGGACGCCUCCGCACCUUCUGUACUCAGACCGAGACAGGACCUUUUUGGAAGGGGACUGGACCAGCCCCGGUAAAAGUUCUGACCGCAGAAACAGCCUGGAGGGUUACAGUCGCUCCGUGCGCAGCCGGAGUGGCGAGCGCUGGGGAGGGGAAGGGGACAGAGGCAUGCCCAAGCCCUGGGAAGACAGGCGCAAGCGGAGGAGCCUUUCCAGCGACCGCGGGAGGACGACCCACUCUCCGUACGAGGAACGGAGCAGGACCAAGGGAGGUGGGCAGCAGACGGACCGCAGCUCGGACCGCACCCCUGAACGCAGCCGCAAGGAGAACCACUCUGGGGAAGGGACCAAGGAGUCAGGCAGCAACUCCCUCAGCAACAGCAGAUACGGGCCCGAGGAGCGGGGCCACCACCACCACCACCACGAGGCUGCAGACUCUUCCCACGGGAAGAAAACGAGAGACAGCGAGCGCAAUCAUCGGACCUCUGAGGCCGAGCCCAAGCCUCUGGAAGAGCCAAAACAUGAGACCAAAAAGCUGAAGACUCUUUCGGAGUAUGCUCAGACGCUGCAGCUGGGUUGGAAUGGGCUUUUGGUGUUGAAAAACAGCUGUUUCCCAACAUCUAUGCACAUCCUAGAGGGAGACCAGGGAGUCAUCAGUGGUCUCCUCAAAGACCACGCUUCCGGGAGCAAGCUGACCCAGCUGAAGAUCGCCCAGCGCCUUCGACUGGACCAGCCCAAGCUUGACGAGGUCACGCGGCGCAUCAAGCAGGGGAGCCCCAACGGCUACGCCGUGCUCCUAGCCACCCAGGCGGCCCCCAGCGGGCCUGGCACCGAGGCGAUGGCCACAGUGGAGCCGGGCCUGCAGAGGCGGCUUCUCAGGAACCUGGUCUCCUACUUGAAACAGAAGCAGGCUGCAGGGGUGAUCAGCCUGCCGGUGGGGGGGUCCAAGGGCAGGGACAUCACGGGCAUGCUCUACGCCUUCCCGCCCUGCGACUUCUCGCAGCAGUACCUGCAGUCCGCACUGAGGACACUGGGCAAGCUGGAGGAGGAGCACAUGGUGGUGGUCAUCGUGAGAGACACUGCCUAACCCCAACUCGGAGCCCUUACUUUUCAGAUCUGCUUCCUUCUCUACCUGCUCCCUUGGUUUGAAGUCUCUGCUGGAUUAAUUUGGUUCUGUCCACCACUAAAUUUAAGUUCUUAGAUUGUGGGGGAUUUUUUUUUUUUUUUUUUUUACAAAAAGAACCCGUUACGUUGACUUCUCUAGUGUAUGAGAUACUGUCUGCUGUAUUCUGUAUUUUUUUAUUUUUUGACUGUAUGGAAAGUUGUCAGUAAAGCCUUUGUCAGGAUGGAUUUCUAAUCCGUUCAGUGUCCGGGUUUAA
Molecule: messenger RNA, 2106 nt
Organism: Chinchilla lanigera (long-tailed chinchilla)
Lineage: Eukaryota; Metazoa; Chordata; Mammalia; Rodentia; Chinchillidae
Gene: Rbm15b
Product: RNA binding motif protein 15B
Biological process (GO): regulation of alternative mRNA splicing, via spliceosome
Cellular component (GO): nucleus
Molecular function (GO): mRNA binding
Source: RefSeq, a predicted model, not a curated record